Molecule: messenger RNA, 1641 nt
Organism: Lycium barbarum (goji berry)
Lineage: Eukaryota; Viridiplantae; Streptophyta; Magnoliopsida; Solanales; Solanaceae
Exons: 6
Coding region: 51-683 (210 amino acids)
Cellular component (GO): nucleus
Source: RefSeq, a predicted model, not a curated record
UCUAUUUCAACUCCUCUAAAACCUACUGGUGGGCGUUCUCCCAAUUUUCAAUGACGGCCGCUGUCCAAACCUCGAAUCUCAACAACGUUAAACCUACAAUAAUUGCUAAUGAUGCAACCCAGAAAUCAGAACCACUAAAGGAUGAAGAAUUAAGGAAACUUUUGCUGCCAAAGUUAGAAGAUCUCCCUUUUACCCCUCCAUCUGCUCUUCAAUCCAACUUCGUCACCUAUUUUGCUCCUGAUUUUAUGAAAGCUGGGCACGAUCAGUAUGUUCAUCGUCAUGCCAAUGGGUUGUGCAUAGUUGGGUUGGCUCGAACUCACAUUGCUUUUAAGGAUGAAGGAGGAGUUACUUCGGUUGAUUUCAAUGUGGGUAAGUCUGAUCGGAGUGGACUCAAGGUCACUGGAAAACGCAAAAAGAAUGCCCAACAUUUUGAGUCUAACACAGCAUUAUGUAAAGCCUGCACGAAUGAUGCUUCUUAUAUUGUGAGGUGUUGUGUUAAAGGCUCUCUGUUAGAAGUCAAUGAUAGGUUGAUUAAGCAACCAGAGUUGUUGAACUCAUUGGCAGACAGGGAAGGAUACAUUGCAAUUAUAAUGCCAAAGCCCGCAGAUUGGGUCAAGGCCAAGGCCACUUUGCUAGGCAUUGAAGAGUAUAGAGAGUUGAGAAAGGAUAUGUUGCAAUUGUGAACGAGCAAGGUGGGAGAUCAGCUCAUUGAAGGCAGCAUUUGCGGGAAUUGGUGAGCUAUCUUAGGCGACUACGGUGCCUUUCCGACAUCCUUUGGUAAGUUUUGGAAUCUACAAACUUUUAUACUUAAUACAAAGUUGUCUACCAUUGAAAUAAAAGUAGAAAUAUGGAACAUGCUACGGUUGAGGCAUCCGCACACCAAUGUCGCUGCAAAAUUAUUGUUCCCUGCCUACUCAAACAGGUGAAUAUUCUUGCCUACAAACUCUUUCUAUAGUUGCACCGGAAGCCGCAGAAAGUAUGUGCUUGCAAGGGCUUUUAGUCUUAAUAAAGUGAGUAUUCAAGGGAAAAUGGCUGUUUUUUUAAAACUAACAAGGGUGGGUUCAACCGUUCCAAGCACUUUUUAACUUUUCUUAGUCGCAGAAACCACCAUUGUUAGUUUAAAAACAAUCAUCCAUUUUCCCUUGAAUACUCACUUUUCUAAGAUUACAAGCCCUUGCAAGCACAUCCUUCACAACUAUAGAAAGAGUUUGUAGGCGAGAAGGUUCACCGGUUCUAAGUAGCAGGGGACGACAAUUUUGCAGGGACAUUUGUGUGCAGAUGCCUCAACCGUAGCAUGUUGAUAUUUCUUCUUUUAUUUCAAUGGUAGACGACUUUGUAUUAAGUAUAAGAUUUUGUAAAUUCCAGAACUUACCAAAGGACAUCGGAAGGGCACUGUAGUCACCUGAGAUAGCAAUGAUUCUCUUUCUCUAAGAGUAAGAUCUGCUUCUGUGUUUGGCAUACAGAAGAACGUUGGAGGCACAACGUCAUCGCUUCAAAAUUUGCAUCUUCUCUUAGUUUAACUUAAUUAACCUUCUUAUUAGUACCUUUUUGGUGUAAUAUUUGGAUACAGAGGAACAUCAUCAAAGUUGGAGGCUCGACGUCCUCGCUUCAAAAUUACAUAUUCUCCUAGUUGGAACUUAA